ACGGUACUGAAUGAGUUCCGCGGCGGGUCUUCGCGGCGGUCGGUUGACAGCGCUGGGCUGAGGCGAGCAGUGAGGAGGGAAGAGGAGCAAUUGGGGCGCCCGGCGGGCUUCACCCUAAUUUCAAGCGACUGGAGGUCUCCGCGUGGAGGGCGCAGCUACUGGGACGUGUACUGCGGGGGUGCCGCCCUGACCCGCGGAGCGGGAGCGGAGCAGGAGCUGAGCUUCCGGCCUCCCUUCCAUAGAGGAUUUCCCCGUGAAGUUCGGCGGGACCGGGUCUAGCAGGCUGUGUUUGCAGAUUCUGGAAAAGAAGUAUUUUCUGGACUUGAGAAUUUCAGAAGAGAGGUGAAAGAGUAUAUUGCAACUUUGAAUAAAGUCUGUAGUCAAGGGUACUGACCAGAUUAAACCACAGAAUACUUUUAAGUCCAUGUCAUUCCAUAAUGAAGACAAAUGAUUCAUUGGGUUUCGUAGGGAAAUUAUUUGCCAAGAAGUGACCUGUUGAGAAAAGUGACACAAACGUUGGAAAUAACCUACUGUUUUGCUCCAAGGGUGGGACACAAUGUCACAAGUCACAACCUCUUAUUCCUAUGAUGCUCCAAUGGACUUCAUCAAUUUUUCAUCUUUGACUGAUGAGGAAGAUAUGAAAAACAUAGAUUCCUGGUUUGAUGAGAAGGCUAAUUUGGAGAAUAAGUUUCCUGGGAAGGAUGGUACAGGAGGGCUUUUUCAGGGCAAAACACCUCUGAGGAAGGCUAAUCUUCAUCAAGAUGUCACACCUUUGAGGCCAGUUGAUAAUACUUACAACAAACAGGCAGAAAAAGAAAAUCUGGUGGAAGAGUCCAUUCCAUCAAAUGAAUGUCCUUCUAUGAAAGUCAAAAGAACCACAUCAAGAAAUAAUCCAGCUCAGCCUCAGAGAAGAUCUCUCAGACUCUCUGCUCAGAAGAAUUUGGAACAGAAAGAAAAGCAUCAUGUAAAAAUGAAAGCCAAGAGAUGUGCUACUCCUGUAAUCAUCAAUGAAUUUCCACCCUCCAAAAAAAUGAAAGUCUCUCACAAUAAAAAGAAGUUAGAAGAAGAGGAAGAAGGCAAUGCUUGUCAAGAUAUUUCUGAAAAGAAUGAAUCUUCCCCAGAAAAAGCCAAGGGCAGACAUACUGCGCCUUGUAUCCCACCUGUAAGACAGAAGAUUCUAAAAAGUACUGAGGAGCAAGAGUUGGAGAAGAGAGUGAAAAUGCAGCAGGAAGUGGUAGAGAUGCGGAAAAGGAAUGAAGAAUUCAAAAAGUUUGCUCUUUCAGGAGCAGGGCAACCUGUGAAGAAAUCAGUGAGCCAGGUUACCAAAUCAGUUGACUUCCACUUCCGCACAGAUGAGCGGAUCAAACAGCAUCCUAAAAACCAGGAGGAGUAUAAGGAAGUGAACUUUACAUCGGAACUGCGAAAGCAUCCUGCAUCUCCUGCCCGAGUGACUAAGGGAUGCACCGUUGUUAUGCCUUUCAAUCUGUCACAAGGAAAGAAAAGAACAUUUGAUGAGACAGCUUCUACAUAUGUUCCUCUUGCACAGCAGGUGGAAGCAUUCCAUAAACGAACUCCUACCAGAUACCACCUGAGGAACAGGAAGGAUGAUAUUAUGCCAUUACCCUCCAAAUCUGUGGUCAGAAUAUGCAGAGACCCACAGACUCCAGUGCUGCAAACCAAACAUCGUACACGGCCUGUGACCUGCAAAAGUGCAGCAGAUCUGGAAGCUGAGGAGCUUGAGAAGCAGCAACAAUACAAAUUCAAAGCACAGGAACUUGAUCCCAGAAUUCUUGAAGGUGGGCCCAUUUUGCCUAAGAAACCACCUGUGAAGCCACCUACUCAGCCUGUUGGCUUUGAUUUAGAAAUUGAGAAAAGGAUCCAGGAGCGGGAGUCAAAGAAGAAAUUGGAAGAGGAACAUUAUGAAUUUCAUUCCAGGCCCUGCCCUACUAAGAUCUUGGAAGAUGUUGUGGGUGUUCCUGAAAAGAAAGAGCUUCCAAUCACUGUUCCAAAGUCACCAGCCUUUGCUCUGAAGAACAGAAUCAGAAUGCCCACCAAAGAAGAUGAGGAAGAGGAGGAGCCAGUAGUGAUAAGAGCUCAACCUGUGCCAUAUUUUGGAAUGCCUUUUAAGCCCCAGAUCCCAGUGGGAAGAACUGUGGAAGUAUGCCCUUUUUCUUUUGAUUCCCGAGACAAAGAACGUCAGUUACAGAAAGAGAAGAAAAUAAAAGAACUCCAGAAAGGAGAGGUGCCCAAGUUCAAGGCACAUCCUUUGCCUCACUUUGACACCAUUAACCUGCCAGAAAAGAAGGUGAAGAAUACUACCCAGGUUGAGCCAUUCUGCUUGGAGACAGACAGAAGAGGUGCCCUGAAGGCACAGACUUGGAAGCACCAGCUGGAUGAAGAACUAAAACAGCAGAAAGAAGCAGCUUGCUUCAAGGCUCGUCCAAACACUGUCAUCUCCCAGGAGCCUUUUGUUCCUAAGCGAGAAAAAAAAUCCAUUAUCGAGGGCCUUUCUGGUUCUCUAGUUCAGGAACCUUUUCAGCUGGCGACAGAGAAGAGAGCCAAGGAGCGGCAGGAGCUGGAGAAAAGAAUGGCUGAGGUGGAGGCCCUGAAAGCCCAGCAGCUAGAGGAAGCCAGGCAGCAGGAGGAAGAGCAGCAGAAGGAGGAGUUGGCCAGACUACGGAAAGAACUGGUGCACAAAGCAAAUCCAAUACGAAGAUACCAGGGUGUGGAAGUCAAGUCCAGUGACCAGCCCCUGACGGUGCCCGUCUCACCCAAGUUCUCUACCCGAUUCCAGUGCUAAACUUGGCUUUGAGCUACAGAUACCAUCUGGGAACCUAAGCUGCUUUUUCCAUCAAACCAGGAGCCGUCUUUGUCAUGGGGGCAUAGAGAGAAUCCAUUUCUUCAGGCUUUUUCCUACCCGUGCCUGACAGAGCAUGCCUGACAAGUUUGGACUCCCGAUUUCAUUGAGAGUUGUUUUCCUAUGUUAUCGUGGCUAAUAAUGAGACUCAACUCAUGUAUGUCUCAACCAGACUCUUUGGAACCAUCAGUAUGAUGGUUGACCUUCAGUAUGGACCUUAGUUCUGACUAGAAUUUAAGCCUCUGUAUCAGCGCAGUAUAAUUUCUAUUGCCCUUAUCCCACCUCUCUUUUUCUAUUUUAAUCAUAAAAUAAACAUAGUUAAAUACUGAGAGAUUUAAGUCAUGGAUUAAAUUGGAACGAUCAGAUUCUUGUCAGAUUCUUUCCUCUUCUCUGUGCAAAAUGAAUUUAGAGUUAAGGAGCCCAUCACUGUGAGUGGGGAAACCUCAUGAACCGCCUGACGAGGAAAAGACUUGACUGACUGGAACCUCACAGUGGCCAUCAGCCGGCUUCAGGCAGGGCUGCUGUUCAGACAGAUUCUUCCCUUGUUGGUGCUGUAGAUAAUGGAAUGCUGAGCAGUGCAUGUGUUAAGUCUUCCAGUGACCUGAACUGGAAUAAAAGUUUGUCUUUCCCCUCCUUCCCCACAGCCCCGAUUUUUUUGUUAUUUGAUGUUUCUACAUCUGUCAAGCCCCUUUAGAGGUCACAUCUUAUUGGGGAAGUGGGUACUGUGAGAGGAGAGUCCAGGAGCUUUUAAAAGCAUAGGCUCGGUCCUUAAAGGAAAAGUGCUCUUUUCUGUCCUUUGUCAGAAUCCUUCCAUUGUUUGGUAACUCCCUCCUAGGAACAACUCUGGAAGCCUGUUAUUCCUUCGAAACAGACUGUGCCUUCUUCAAAUGUGUUUUUUCUCAUAUGAAAUCUUUCUCAUAAAUCUUUCCUUGACCAUCUGGUCUCAUCCGGUAAGGAUGAUAACUUCCUCCUUUGUGCCUCCCAGAUGUUUCUUAAUGUAUAUAUCUCUAGUAGAACAGGUAAACCACUGAGUUACUUGGGCUUGUUUACAAACUACUAGAGAUGUAGAUAACUAAAAUUAUGUUAUUUCUUGAAGAUAAAAAUAAGGGUAAUCGUAUCUGUGGUCCUUGUAUUCUGUUAGCACAGAAUUUGCUAGGUUCAUGUGAAAUAGUUUGUUUUCUUUUAGACUUGAUAUCGUUUAUAAACUCUUACUCUGUACCAGUCUUACUUCUGUGCCACGAGUUAAAGGCUGUAUCCAUAUUCUGCCGAGGCCAGUCAGUCCUAGGCAGUAUAUACGAUACUGGAUCUAUUUUAUAUUCCUUUUGUUGAUUCAUUUGGUGAGCAUUAUCUACAGUCCAUUGCAGAUUUAGUGAUGGGCAACAAAGCGAGGUGGUGUGAUUUGCAGAUCCUUGGGUCUCCUGAAGGCCCACAGACUGAUACGAAGUGCAGUUCUUUUACUCAUUUCCUAGAGAUAUGUGGUGUAUAGUUCUGUAACAACUUGUGUAGUUCAUUUACGAAAGAUUGAUUUGAUGCUAGUUAUAUAUAUGUUGGCAUUGUUCUAGUCUCUGGGCAUAUAAGCAAUGAACAGAAAUAGAAGACCUUGACUUUAUGGAGGUUACCUUUUAGAAGGGAGACAGACAAUAAACAAGUAACUGUCCUCUUCUGUCAGGUGAUAAAUGUUUCUCUGACUGAUUGCUGUGUGGAAAAUAGACUGAGAUGGGGAUUUGGGGGCAUGUGAGAUUGGAAACGGGAAGGAGUGGAGGUUCUUGCUGUUGUCCAGAUGAGAACUGGUAGUGGCUUGGGCUAGAGUGGUAGCAGUGGAGGUGAUGAGAAAUGGUUGGAUUCUAAAUGGAUUUUCAAGCUGUAACUGACAAGACUUGCUUACUGAUUGGACAUGGAGAGGGUAGAGAAGGGCAUUCAGGUAUCCGCCUCAAACAGAGAGAGAGUUCUCCAGGCCUUGUGCUGUGAAAAAUCCAGUUCUACCCCAGUCCUUGUAUCUCUUGUGGAUUCUCAGGGGGUGAGGAGGACGUUCAUGUUUCUUGCCACCUUUCUGGUUUUUCUAUCUCUAGUCAUGUUGAUCCCCUCUCUGUGUUUGUCCUUUUUGACUUUUCUCCUUCCCAUGUAUCAGCAGUUCUCUUAACAGUUUGCUAUCAUUCAUAUAGUACCAUCUAAAAUAAUUUUUUCAUAUAUUUGUCCAUUUAUUGUUUCAGUUUCAGAUAGAAGAAUAAAUCUGGCCCUCAAGUUGAGAAUUUUAGAGUGUUGUCAAGAAUUGUGGACCUAUGGGAUCCUUCCACCCCGUUUGCUCCAGCCUGGAUUACCCGCUCUGGACAUACCCACAUCAGGGUGGUAAUGUGUAACAGUCUCUUAGACAGAACAAGGAGGGAUUAUAUUACUUCAGAGAGAAUAGCUUUUCAAAUUAAGAUGCCCUUGCUUCCCAGAAUUUCUGGGUGGCUGUCUAUCUCUUCUCAGCACAGCCCAUCUAGUAUUGAAUCCUUUCUUUUGGACCACCUCACUUGACCUCUGCUUUUAUUUUACAGAGAAAUUCGAGUUCUAUUUUUUCCUUCAGGACUUGUCCAAGAGGGAGCUUCACUUUUAAUACUCAAGCUACCCUGGAAUUUUCCUAAACAAAGAACUGGACCUCUAAUAGAAAUUUACUGAAUUCUACUGAGAAAUCUGGUGGCCAUACUUGGCUUGGCAAUUCUGUAAAACUCCUAGCACAUGUGCACAUGCAGAUUAUUGGAAUUCCCACACUUUCUGGGAAGGACUCUUGUUUUCAGUGUUGUUUUGACUUGGUCAUGGUUCCCCAUUGCUAGUAGUUUUAUGCUAAUUAAUACAAAAUUAUUGUUCACUCUUAAUUUGAUCAUUUUGUUCUUGUGUAAUUGCUUUAUUGACAUUUUGACUACCGUUUUAUUCCUUAUCAGUUCUUCUCCACAGAAUUUUGUCCUUGGAAAGUGCAGCUUAAGUGGUAGACAGGCUUCAGUGGCAUUUGCUCCAGCAUUUAAUGGAGAUAAGUCUUAUACACAAAUAGUUGUCAUACAAGAUAGGAUGUGACUGAGUAACAGGAGACAGAAAAAAUGCUGCAGGAAUUUAGAAAUUCUUGUUUGAGGUGAGAUUGCCAUUCUUAAAGAUGUCUCUUUUUUUUUAAGUAAAAAUUACAAAAGUAGUACAGUCAUCCCUCAGUAUCCACAAGGGAUUGGUUCCAGGGCCUGUGGAUACCAAAAUCCACAGGUGCUCAAGUCUCAUAUGAAGUGGGUGUAACUAUGUACAUCCUCCCAUGUACUUGAAAUCAUCUCUAGAUUACUUACAGGACCUAGUGCAAUGUAAAUGGUUGUGAAUAUAAUGUAAAUGGUAUGUACAAAGUUGUCCUUGUACAGCAAAUUCAAGUUUUGUUUUCUGGAACUUCUGGAAUUCUUUUUUUCUUUUUUUUUUAAUUUUUGAUCUGUGGUUGGUUGAAUCUGCAGAUAUGGAACCUGUAGAUACAAAGGGCUGACUGUACUGCCUUUUGGAAACAAAAUAGUACAAACUGUAUAAAACCUGAAAGUCUCCCUUUGUGUCCCUCGUCCCAUUCCCCGAGAGUUACCCAUUAUUAACAGUUGUGUAUUCUUCCAGAAUGUUUUUUGUAUACACACAUAGUCACAGAGCAUUUUUUAAAUAAUAAGAUGAUAGCAUUAUGCAUUUGCCUUUAAUUUAUUCUUUGAAGGUUAUAUUUCACGUUAUUCAAAAUUUGAAAGUUGCAAAGGUAUUUAGUUCCCCACUCCAGGUAUAGUUGGUGCUGCCAGGUUUGUUCCCUUGCAGAGAUGGCUUCAGCAUGGAUGUAUUCCUACCUGCUCUCUCUUAUUUUUCCACACUUAGUGUCAUAAUUUACACUCUGCACCUUGCUCUUUUCAUAUGUAUUUUGCAUUGGGUGAUAUGACUUAGGUGCUACCUAAGUCAUUGUGAUAGCUUUCUCCCUGGAGAAAGUAUGAACUCUGUUAGGAGAAUCUAGUGAUGUGGAGGCAGACCUGGAGUGGGGUCUAGUUCUGUGUGACAUCCUGGCCAAGUGACCUGAGAUCCCAAGGGCUCGAGGUCAGGUCAGCAACACCUAGCCUUUUAGCUCCUCUUGGCUUCUCUGAAACCUUGAGGGCUUAUUGGCCUGAGUAUCUGGUUAAACCUGUGUAUCCUCUCCGGUAAAUUUUGAUGCGCUUCCUUUUCAGUUCCCUUCUGAAUCUUGUCUGCUGGGGAAGUUCCUCAUUGCUGAGAGUAGCAGUUAAAAAAGCUGUCAGCCACGUGGCUGGGUUCCUAUUUCUGCACAGGCAGGCUGAGUAACAACUUGGUGGUGUGGAUCCAGGUAGAAACUGGCCAGCAUUCUGAAUCUGCCUUGCAGCCUGCUGGGAUGCUCAGUUUAGACAACAUAUAAAGUUUCCUGGAUACAGGACAAACCCAGGCCUAUGGAAAGAGCAGGAAGGUUAAAGUGUAUGGUACUUUGAGCAGUGACGAAGGUGUAACCAGGGAGCUGACAUGUUUGCUCCAAUGCCAAGAAUUCCAGGACAAUUUGUUAUUCAACUGAAGCCUGUGUAGUUGCUACAAAAAAGAAGCCUGGGGACAUACCUUUUCCUUGUUUUUGUCUUCCUGCAUACCCAUUCUAUUCUCUAGUGCUGUGGUGAAGCUUGCUGACAUCAAAAAUAAUGUCUGAUGCUGUUUGCUAUUCUCUUUCUUGCAAGAGAAUAAGAGGCAGAGCUCUGGUCAAAACAUGGCUCUUACAUGCUGAAGGUAUCAGCUUCCUGAAAGGGCUUGACAAAUGCUAACAUACUCUAAGAAAUCAUGGUUGGAGGGGCUUAGGAAAAUCCUAGGUUUUAUCAGGAAUUAUUUUGCCAGAUUAAGCCCAGCCUGAGGGCAUCAAUUACCUUCUUUCUUUUUCUUAAAAUUUUAUUAAAUAGAAGGGAAAUAAAAAUUUGGCCUGUCUCAUCUGCCAAAACCCAAGUAGUUACGGGACUAGUAUCCCAGAACCUCACAGGCAGGUGUGUGAACGGGCUAAGAAUUGUUCAUCAGCUUGUUUCAGCACCGGUUGUAUUCUGGAGAAGGAAAUGGCAACUCACUCCAGUAUUUUUGCCUGGAGAAUUCCAUGGACAGAGGAGCCUGGCAGGCUACAGUCUAUGGGGUCGCAAGAGUCGGACAUGACUAAGUGACUAAGCACACACACACAGUAUUCUCAGGGCUUCUUUGGGAGCCAAGGUGGGUGUUUUUCAGUGGGUCAAAUAUUAUAUAGUCAGUGGUUAUAAACUGUUAUUUGAAAAGCAUUUUGGGGCAGCAUUAUCAAGUUUGCUGGUAAGGAGCGAUGAAAAGUCUGAGUCUGACCUGAUGCUGACAUACUCCACUCACAGUGUUCCAGCAUACUCUCUUACAUACUCCUUGAAUUUGCUCUAUGCAAAAAUCUCAACUGGAUUUUGCAGUCUUUUUGUUUUUAAAAUUGGGAUUUAUUGUUAAUUAUGUGCAAUUCAGAAAAUACCUGGUAAUGGCAGGAGAAAAGAAUUCAUGGUCCCAUCACCCAUGUUGAACACUGGUGUUUCUAUGUAUAAUCUUCUCUUAUAAAAAUUUUUUUCUACAUUGUAGGGGUUUUCUGUUUAUAUGUUAUUUUUUGUAUUCCGAUUUUUUUUUCAGAGUAGUAACUCAAAUAUUUUUCCUGUAUUACUGCAUACUCUAUAAAUACCAAUUAUAAUAGCAA
Molecule: messenger RNA, 8558 nt
Organism: Dama dama (fallow deer)
Lineage: Eukaryota; Metazoa; Chordata; Mammalia; Artiodactyla; Cervidae
Gene: TPX2
Product: TPX2 microtubule nucleation factor
Exons: 19
Coding region: 557-2800 (747 amino acids)
Biological process (GO): activation of protein kinase activity; regulation of mitotic spindle organization
Cellular component (GO): microtubule; spindle
Source: RefSeq, a predicted model, not a curated record